Messenger RNA from Anoplopoma fimbria (sablefish), 1810 nucleotides. RefSeq names its product zona pellucida sperm-binding protein 3-like. Gene Ontology annotation, biological process: binding of sperm to zona pellucida; egg coat formation; positive regulation of acrosome reaction. Gene Ontology annotation, cellular component: extracellular matrix. The transcript has 8 exons. Gene Ontology annotation, molecular function: acrosin binding. NCBI's taxonomy places the organism in Eukaryota, Metazoa, Chordata, Actinopteri, Perciformes, Anoplopomatidae. The record is from RefSeq and is a predicted model, not a curated record. Bases 17 to 1198 code for a protein of 393 amino acids.
AAGAGUUCAAAGAUAAAUGGCGACCCGGGUAAAAUGUACACGAUUAGUCUCCAUAUUCAUGUUUUCUUUCCUCUGUAUGUUUGUUUCCUUUGCUAAAAAAAGUGAUGUAGAAAUAGGAACUCGGGAAAACGUCGGACUUGAAAUGAAAUGCGGAGAAGUGGAAGUGACAAUAACAGUGAAGCGACAGUUUUUUGAGGAGAAACGUGUUCCGUUCAAACCUGAGAAUCUUCGACUUGGAUCAAACUCAACACAGCAGAGGUCCUGCGAAGCAAAGGGACCGGUGUCUGACUCUGACAUGGUCGUCUCUGCAGGGCUGCAAGAAUGUGGGACUGAGUCCAGUGUCCGUGGUGAGUGGCUUGUGUAUUCCAACCAUCUGGUACUGUUUGGUGCUGUGGUUCCCACCUCUACAGGCAGUGUGAUCGUUAGAGGAACAUCUCCUGUCAUCAUACCUGUUGAGUGCCAUUAUAAGAGAAAGCAGACAGUGAAUGGAGAACCGUUAACCCCUACCUGGCUACCCAUGACAUCCACUAUCAGUGCCUUUGGCCUUCUGCACUUCUCCCUUCGCACCAUGGCAGAUGGCUGUACCGCUGUACGUAGUUCCUCGGUGUAUCAGCAGGGGGAAGCAGUGUUUUUGGAGGCCAGUGUGGAGGCCCCGCUGCACCCUCCUCUUACUCUGUUUGUCGACCACUGUGUCGCUACGCUGAAGACGGACCCUGUCUCCCUACCAAGCUACAAGUUUAUCACCAAGCAUGGGUCAAUUUUUCCUUCUCACCAAAAAAAAUGUCUAAUGGACAGUGUGUUGCCGGGGUCUUCCUCUAAAUUCCUACCAAGGAAGCAAGAAAACAGACUAUGCUUCAGCGUCCAAGCCUUCCACUUUAACCAGGAGUCUUGGGAACAGAUGUUCAUCAGCUGCCACAUGAGGGCCACUCUGAAACCAAACUUUCACAGCCACCUCGAUAAAGCCUGCUCCUUCCACAGACCCACAUUCAGCUGGAGAGCCACAGAGGGAGACAAUGCUCUGUGUGGAUGCUGUGACUCUGAUGAUUGCCUUGGACCGGCCGGAGAGGAGAACAGUGGCAACACUGGACACAUCACUCAAUCAGAUACAGAAAAGAAGCACGAGGCAGACACAACAGUUGGGCCACUUCACACCCUGCCACGAUCCCAUUGGACAGGUGGUCUUUACGUCAAUCACUAAAGAGCCUUUUUCCAACUCUACAAUAAGGUGGCUAUGACUGUUGAGAACAAUGCCAGGGGAGUGAGGGGUCAGGGACGAUAAAGAAUCCACCAUUUUCAGAAUUUGGCUCUACUGAUUAAUACUUGGAGGCACCUACAAAAGCCAUUUAAAGCUCCUACAAGUUAUUUUUCAUAACUUUGAAGCCAUGGAGGCCUGCUGCAGCAGUAUUUUACUAUAACCAUCACAAGAGCUCCCCACACACAACUGCCGGCUACAAACAGAAAUUGUUGCCAGAAGAGAUGAGAUGAGUAAACUGAGUAAUAGACUUAGAGUAAUAGAGUUUUUUUUUCUCUGUGGCACAGAUGUGUUCAUUAUCUCCAACAGAUGAACAAUAAAGGAUGCUACCUAAUAUUGUUUCUGUAAACUUCAGUUAUUCCAACUACGGCAUCAUUCCUGGGAUCGUCUGAACUCUGUGUGAGCAUGUAGUACAACACUUCCAUGCUGUUUGCCGGCGCAGUGCUCUUCCUGUUUUGACUGAGGACGCUUCUAAUCCAAAACUCAAUCGUGCAUACUUCAAGGAAGUUCUACCUAACCCCAGAGGAAAUAAACGAAACAACACAGACCAAUUUUCAC